Ochotona princeps (American pika) is the source of this 1468-nucleotide messenger RNA. RefSeq names its product RAB7A interacting MON1-CCZ1 complex subunit 1 (gene RIMOC1). NCBI's taxonomy places the organism in Eukaryota, Metazoa, Chordata, Mammalia, Lagomorpha, Ochotonidae. The transcript is spliced from 6 exons. The record is from RefSeq and is a predicted model, not a curated record. Gene Ontology annotation, biological process: mitophagy. The coding region runs from base 144 to 1031 and encodes 295 amino acids.
GCCGGGGUCUACCUUCUUCCGGGGCUGAUGUCUCCGCCCACUAACCACAGGAGCUCCGCCCCCACGCCUCGCUGGCGCCUGGGGAUCAGGUGAUCGCCGGCCGGCGCGGUCACGUGGUCGGGGCGCGCCCGCCCGUUGUGGCCAUGGCGGCCGCAGGGUGCUCUGUGGUGAGGCGAGUGGAAGAGCUCGGGGACCUGGCUCAGGCCCAUAUACAGCAGCUAAGUGAAGCCGCCGGUGAAGACGAUCACUUUUUAAUUCGGGCUUCUGCAGCUUUAGAAAAAUUGAAACUCCUGUGUGGAGAAGAAAAAGAAUGUUCUAAUCCAUCAAAUCUUCUGGAACUUUACACACAGGCUAUUUUGGACAUGACGUAUUUUGAGGAGAAUAAGUUAGUAGAUGAAGAUUUUCCAGAGGACUUUUCUGCGCAGAAAGUAAAAGAACUGAUCCGUUUUCUUUCAGAACCAGAAGUUUUGGUUAAAGAAAAUAAUAUGUAUCCAAAACACAGCGACUUGCUGGGGGAUGAGCUGCUGGAAUGCCUUUCCUGGAGACGGGGAGCUCUGCUGUAUAUGUAUUGUCAUUCUCUGACCAAAAGGAGAGAAUGGCUCUUGAGAAAAUCUGCCCUGCUGAAAAAGUAUCUUGUUGAUGGAAUCGGCUACUUGCUACAGAUGCUAAAUUAUCGCUGUCCUGUCCAGUUAAAUGACGGAGUUGCUUUCCAAGACCUAGACACAGCCAAGUUACUGAGCGCAGGAAUAUUUAGUGACAUCCAUCUGCUGGCUAUGAUGUACAGUGGAGAAAUGUGUUACUGGGGAUUGAAGCAUUGUGCAGAGCAACAGGCAGAACAUGGUGACGAGGAUCCUGCUGCUGCUGGCGCAAGCUGCACUGCACACAACGAACCUUUAGAUUUCCGAGAAGUUGGAGAAAAAAUUUUGAGAAAGUAUGUGUCUGUGUGUGAAGGACCCCUGAAAGAACAAGAGUGGAAUACAACGAAUGCAAAACAAAUUUUAAACUUCUUUCAGCACCAUUGUAACCAGUAAGUUCAUCUGAUUUUCUUCAGCCAGGAAAAUAAACAAGAAGAUCUUUGUAAUGCAAAAGAAAGCUCCAGAAGAGAAGACCUCCUGACAGUGAAUUGAGAACCGUCCACUGCGUAAAGACAUCCAACAUGGGCACUCCUUUCAGUGCCGUAACCAUCUUUCCUUAUGUGUUCUUAAAUCCAUGGAGGAAUGAUAGUUUGGUUUCUGAAAUGGCAUGCUUGUUAACUCAGCUUGAACUACACAUGUCCUGUCACUAAUUCAACACUGCCCAGUUUUUUCCCUUAAUUUUUAUUGUGACUUGAAAUAUAUUUAACUUGAUGUUACCAUUUGAAUAAUCUUAAGAUAAUCUUUCAGUCUCCCUAUUUGAAGUUUGCUUUAGAGAUCAAAAUCAAGUUAUCUCAGUACUUUGAAUACAUACUGUAGAUAGAAAUGUAGCAAAA